GCCCGAAAAAUGUGUAUUUCCAACACAGUUCCCAGGUGACGCUGAUGAUGCUGGUCAGGGAUCACAAUUUGAGAACCACUGAUCUUAGAGAAAAUUUUUCCAGGUAACAAUGGUAACCAUAAUUUGUCAGCAAUGAAGGUCAAUCAUUAGUCAAAAUGAAUGAUUUCAUGAAUCCCCUGAGUUUGGAUUAAGGAAAUUACUAUCAUUCUGGAAAAUGCUUAUUUGGAGUGAAUCUUGUGCUGCUUUUUUCCUCCUUCUGGGCAAACCCAGUAGCCCCAUGAAAAGAGGAAACCAAACAGGAGUUGGGAAUUUUCUCCUCCAGGGUUUCUCAGAGGAACUGGACAUGCAGUCUUUCUUCUUUGGGCUGUUCCUGUCCAUAUUCUUGGUCACCUUCACUGGGAACCUGCUCAUCUUCCUAGCCAUCUGCUCAGACUCCCACCUCCACACACCCAUGUACUUCUUCCUCUCCAACUUGUCCUUUGCUGACAUCUGUUUCACCUCCACCACCAUCCCCAAGAUGCUGCUGAACAUCCAGACUCUGGACAAAACCAUAACAUAUGAAGGAUUCCUCAGCCAGAUUUUUUUUUUCAUUGUAUUUGCAUGCCUGGACAAUUUACUCCUGACCGUAAUGGCCUAUGACCGCUUUGUGGCCAUCUGUCACCCCCUGCACUACUCGGUCAUCAUGAACCCCAGGCUCUGUGGGCUGUUGGCCCUGGGGUCCUGGUGCAUCAGUGUCAUGGGCUCCCUGCUCGAGACCUUGAUGACCCUUUGGGGGCUGUGCUUCUGCAAAAACAUGGAAAUCCCACACUUUUUCUGUGAUCUUCCUGAAGUCCUGAAGCUUUCCUGUUCUGACACCCUCAUCAAUAACACAGUGAAUUAUUUUGUGAAUAUUGUCCUAGGUCUUUUUCCUCUCUCUGGAAUCCUCUUUUCAUAUUCUCAGAUUUUCUCCUCCAUCCUGAAAAUUUCAUCAACCAGGGGAAAGUACAAAGCCUUUUCCACCUGUGGGUCUCAUCUCUCAGUGGUCUCCUUGUUCUACGGCACAGGCCUUGGGGUCUACCUCAGUUCUGCAGUGACUUCAUCUUCCAGGACAAGUCUGGUGGCCUCAGUGAUGUACACUAUUGUCACCCCCAUGCUGAACCCCUUCAUCUACAGCUUGAGGAACAGGGACAUGAUGGGGGCCCUAGCUGCACUCCUCAGGAAGGAGGUGCCUCUCAGCAUCAGGACCAUUAUAGGACUCUCCUGAGUACCUGGGCACACAAUACUGAAGACCACAAAUCUUAGUUUCCUUCAUGCAAUAUUUUUUAUUUUUCCUAAUUUUACAUGUUUUCAAGCAAGAUUCCUUGGUUUUUCCCUGCCCUCUAUUUUUCUUCAGGUUCCCUUGUGCAUUCUUUUUUUCAUUCUGUAACUAGUCAUUUUAACUUGAUCUGAAUAGAACCUGCUAUUCUCUCAGUAACCUUCAGUGAUGGUUUGGAUUUCUUGAAAAAUAAAUCAAAUCUCAUGUGUUUAAUAGACAUAUUCAAGGUGAUAGGAUGUGUGCCUAAUUGGGAAACGUCGCCUUGCAAACUCAUUUAGAUGUUCUGAGGUUAUGUGAAUGGAAUCAAGUCAAAGAUUUGUGUCCAAAACUAUGAGAAAAUAAAU
This is a messenger RNA of Lontra canadensis (Northern American river otter), 1638 nucleotides long. RefSeq names its product olfactory receptor 7C2-like. Gene Ontology annotation, cellular component: membrane. Gene Ontology annotation, biological process: G protein-coupled receptor signaling pathway. The transcript has 2 exons. The record is from RefSeq and is a predicted model, not a curated record. The coding region runs from base 215 to 1243 and encodes 342 amino acids. Lineage: Eukaryota; Metazoa; Chordata; Mammalia; Carnivora; Mustelidae. Gene Ontology annotation, molecular function: olfactory receptor activity; G protein-coupled receptor activity.